UAGUGAUUCAAUACAUUAAUGUCGUAAGUGUAUUUAUGAAAAUAAAUUUAUAUUUAAAAAAUACCUGAAUAAAUAUCUCUAUUAGUCCUGAUAUUCCUACAUCUUGUUUAAGGGCCAUUAGAUAGUUUUGUAAUGCUCAUCUUUGUUUUAUCUCGACAUUUUAGCUUUAUUUCUUUCCCUUUUAUUUUUUUCUCGAGGCGGACUGUCUAUAACUGGGCUCUAUGCAAUAUAUACAGCUUGUAUACACUGCUUAAAAUAACAAUAAUAACGUCAAUAAUCCAUGCGUUUAUUCGUUAAAAGUGCAUCUCCAUUAGCAGUCCAUGAAACGCCGGUGGGGCAAAUGUCUCAGGUUCAGUCUGAUAAGGCUUUUGGUCUUAGUGGGUUUGUUGGUGGGCAUUAAGCCCUCUGAGGGAUUAUCUCUCUCUUUCAUGCUGAACUGAGCGUAAUUCGACCGGCUGGCUUUCCACGUUUAAAUGUGAUAAAGUUUCGAUGUAUUUCUGCCACCUGCAUAUCUACCAGUCAAGGCCUUCUUCAGCAGAAGUUGUGCUCAUCCACCACAGCGGGAAAACAAAGCGUCCCCGAGCCGUUUCCGUCGUUAUGGAGACCAACUUUGUAUACGGAAAUAGUGAUACUCCCCAAGCUAACAACUUGGUGAAAAAUUAAUGCUUUUUGUCAGUUCAUUUUGCUCGUUCACGCAUUUGCCUUUUGUGGCUGAAAAGUUCGAACUGAAUAAGAGACUGCGGCUCAGCCUAAUGGAAAUAUGGACUCUAGGAGUGGGAUGAUUUUAAGCAGUGUACUGUUUCAUAAACACAGCAACACCUUAUGCAUGCAAGAUUCAAGUGCCACAUUGCAGCUGUCGGCCGGUCUACUGCAUAAGUCGAAGCAACAGUUGCAUGCCUGUGUCUGCUAUAUUUAUCAUAUUUGCUACAUUACAGAAAUGUGUGACAUGACUGCACUGUGCCGGCUCCAUCCUGAACAAGUGUCAAAUUUCAGCAUCGUGCUGCGUCCUGUGCUUUGCUUGCCACCACAACAGUGCAGCGAGAGCAGGGGGAGUGCUGUAAAGGAAAAAGGGAGAGAAGUGGAAGGGGAGGAAAUGUCACUUUGCUUGUAUGAGUGUCUGAAAGCAGUUGGGCUGCAGCAAUAUUAUGUCAGGUUUACCUCAGUGGGUGUUUGUUCUGUAGUCCACCUUUCAGGACUGACCAUGGAGGACUAUCCCAUCCUGGGAAUCCGUUCUAUGGAGGACAGGACUCAACUCUUCCAUCUGGUCCAAAUGGUCAAAACUCUUCAACUGGAGAGCCUUGAAUGCCAUGAUGAUGAUGACUACGAUACUGAUGAUGGUGAUAAAGGCUAUGCUGUAGCAGACAGUAGCAUUACUUUUGAUGGUUGUGGAGACCCUGCUGGAGAUGUAUAUGAUGAUGAGGAUGAGAAGGGUGCUGCAGUGAGUGAGCUUAAUGCAGACAGUUUUUCCAAACCAUCACAUGUUCGCAGGCGGCUUGAUUUCAGUUGCGAAAAUAUUGAUCACCAGAAGCUAUUUUCUCAUCCAGUGAGUUCUGUUUAUGUCUGCGCAAGUCAUAAUAGAAAUAAUGAACCAGGUCAGGGCAGAGGAUCAGCCAUACCCGUGCAGCAUGAGAUUGGCGCUGGAAGUGCUGUGGUGUGUAGCUCCAAAGACAACAGCAACCACUGGCUGGAUGUCCAUACUCAUCAGCAUGAUCAUCACACAGGCGCAAACACCAAACCAGACAGCGUGGAUAGAAAUUCUUUUUACAACUCUCAAACCAGAUUAUCACCAAAGUGUGCUUCAUCCCACAAGCCAAACCCCAGGCACUCAACAGUGGCAUCAAAGAGGUUCAGUAACAAACUGGUUGGGCACAGAGAUAGAAAAGGAAUCUCUAAGAAGGAAAAAUUCCCUACAGAAAUAAGCAGCAAUGAGGCUCCUGAGCACAUGGCCGUUGCAACACCCGUUUAUGAAUCAAAGACAACAGCCGGCUACAACUACGGACUGCCACUCACCCUUCCUGCCCCAAACAAAAACAGGCAAUCAGGAGGGCAGCGGAUCAGCGUGUGUGUGAGGAAAAGACCUCUGACACACACAGAGUGCAGGAGGGGAGAGGCAGAUGUUGUGACCACUCCAAGCACAGAGUGUGUGAUUGUCCGUGAAAGCAAAGAGGCUGUGGAUCUCACACAGUACAUAUUACAGCACAGGUUCUACUUUGACCAGGUUUUUGGGGAGGAGACCUCCAACAAGGAAGUGUAUCAAAAAACAGCAUAUCCUCUGGUGCAGCACAUGCUCAAUGGAGGCAAAGCCACCUGCUUUGCAUAUGGCCAGACAGGCGCAGGGAAGACUCACACCAUGUUGGGUUCGUCUCCUGGGAGACCGGGAUUGUACGCACUGGCAGUCCAGGACAUUUUUGCUCACCUCUCCACCACACAUAUGCGCUCCCCCUUGCUGGUGUAUGUCAGUUUUUUUGAAAUCUACUGUGGUCAGCUGUAUGACCUGUUGGACCACAGGAAAAGGUUAUUUGCCAGGGAAGAUGGACAGAAAGUGGUUCACAUUGCUGGGCUGCGUGAUGUCAGAGUAGACUCAGUUAGUUCACUGCUGGAGGUGAUUUCACACGGUACAGAGGAGCGCACACAGGGCAUGAGUGGAGUGAAUCCACUCUCUUCUCGUUCCCACGCCUUGCUUCAGAUACAGCUAAGAGGUCCAAACCAGCAGACAGCCGGAAGAAUGUGGUUUGUGGACCUGGCAGGAAGUGAGAGGGCAUCAGAUACCAAAGAACCCGACAGGCGGAGACGUAUGGAGGGAGCCGAGAUCAACCAGAGUCUGUUGGCACUUAAAGAAUGUAUCAGGUCUCUUGACCAAGAGCAGUCGCACACACCUUUCAGACAAAGCAAACUUACUCAGGUUUUGAAGGACUCAUUUGUUGGGGACUCAAUGACAUGUAUGAUUGCCAACAUUUCACCUGGUCACCUCGCAACUGAACACACACUUAAUACACUGAGAUACGCAGAUCGGGUAAAGGAGUUGAGAGGAGGAGGAGGAGGAUUUCGAGGAGGAAGGAGAGACAGGACAGUGCACUCCCCCAAACGUAGCCUGUCCAACAGCAACAGCAGCAGGGGACCCAGCAGUGUUGGCACUCGAGAAAAAGGUUCCCCUAAAAAGCCAAAGUUAUGGAGACAAAGACAGACUUUUGGCCCCACCACGCCUUCCUCAAGCUUGGCCACAGGAGGUGAAAUUCUCUGCUCGACACCCAAGAGCAGAAAAUGGGGAGAGAAAACAAGUACAAGAGCAAGAAAGGCGAUUGGACUUGAACAAAUUACACCAAUCAGAGGUUUGCUGGGAAUUAACAAUAAGAGGGAGAGCAGGGACAGAGCAAGUGGGAGAGAAGGUAGAAGAAGAGAAACGUAUGGAGGAACUGACAGUGCUGGUCACUCAACUGGUGAUCAAAACAUUGGGACAGGGAUGAAAGGUGGAGAAGAGGGUGAAAGAAGAUGGAUAGAACAGAGAGGACAAGCAGAAAAUAGUAUAGAUGCAUGUGGUGAAGGAGGAAGACUUGGGGAAGGAGAUUUACAAAAGGCUCAUGAAAGGGAUAAGGAGCGUGAGAGGCAUCUGAAACGAUAUCACCAGCAGCUGCAGCAGUUUACUCCCACAUCUGCUUCUUCAUCUGACCAUCAUCUCUUCUCAUCCUCUACAUGUGGGUCUUCUUCUUCUUCCUCUAAUCAGGACUCUCUCUCUUCCUCUUCCUGCGUCUCAGCUUCUGCCCUUGUGUAUCAUGAUUUUGAAGAGUUUUUAGAUGCACACAGAGCCAGCGCUGAGGUUAGGACUGGUGGUAACAGAGGACAGUUAUCUUCCUUCCUUAGUGAAGAGAUUUGCGUACAAACUGAAACCUCUCCCUGCUGCAAGAAAAAUAAGGAUGAGGUCGGUCAUGGUGACUCAGGUGGUAUUAGUGAAGAUUGGAGGGUGUCUUUGAAAGGAGCAGAGGCAGGAUUUGGACAAGUCAGAAGUAAAAAUGAGAGGAUGAGGUCACUGAUGCCAACAGGUGAAAGCAAGGUGAGAGUAAGGAAGGGCGACCUCAGGCCAGCUGGGAUGAAACAAGAAGGGGAGAGGAGGUGGGCUUGGGUGGCGACAACAGAGACAGAACAGACAAACAGGAUGACAGGUGCAAGGCCAGCUGGUGUAGAGCCACAAGUGUCUUGCAACCGUGAUUCAGAAGUGGGCGAGGAGGGACUAGAUGCCUCAUAUGUCUCAGCUGAUGGAGUGUGGAGCACUGAGGAGCAAGAAGGAGCUGAUGGCUAUGCUGUAGUGUCCACCCACAGCAACGAUGGCAGCAACAGCCUCUUUAACCCCCCUCCUGUUGAGUCAUCCCAUCAACGAGCUCCAGCAGAACGGCCCCUUUCCCCACCCUGUGAACAUACCAACACGCUCCUGACCCCAAGUAAACUCAGUGAUCUCUCACUUCCCAGAUGCAAGGCCUCAAACAUCCUGCCUCUACCAAUGCAAAAUGCCCAACAGGGAGUGCCAUCGAUCAGCUGUGGAGAGAAGGAAGAGUGGUUUACCACUAAGGGCAAUAAAGGAAAAGUUUCAAAUGCUCAGUUGUCCACACUAUCUCACAAUAAUUCCAUAACAUGGAAUGGAUGUAAAAUACCUGCUCUGUCCCUUACAGACAACAUAUUGUCUGAAAAUCGAGCUGACAAAGCCAGAAUGUCUGUUGUAACUCAAGGAGAGACUUCUACAGAUUGUCUUAGCUACAUCAUGGACCCUCUCAGCAUCUCCUUGCUUCAAGUGGACCAACAGGCUGCCACAGACUCGUUCCUGCAGGGGGAACAGAACAACUCCUCAAUCUGUCCUCUUGAGAAUGAAAUGAAUGAAAGCAAAGUUGAAGAGGGCGAGGACAUAGAAUUUCACCUGUCUCUUUUGGACCUGCCGCAAGCAAAGACCCACUGCCCUCCCAAAUCUGACUCCAUGACAGCCACUAAUCACCCUGAACGAAAACAAGACGUAUAUUUUGCCACAGACAAACACUGUGGAAUAGAUCCGAUGAGGCCUCAUAUCCCUGAGGUUACGCUGGUCUCUCUCCAGGACCAGGAAAACAAUCAGAAACUACAAACCACACCAGCUAGUGAAGUUGUGGACAACAAAGCCCCUGCAUCCCUCCUUAAAUCCACUGCAUGUGCUUCAAAAGAAACUUCUGCCAUGCAGUCAAUCUCAGCCCCUGUCCAGCACUCUGGGAACUCUGGUUCACCCAACCCACAAAAUCUAAUGGCAAAUGGUGCCACACAAAUGCCACAAGAACACUCACACAGUGUGCACAGUGGACUUACUUUUUCCAUUCCAAACUCGCAGUCGGAAAGUGUCCUGAGCCGGCUGAAAACAUUGCCAAAGCAGUAUCACACAGUAAAUUCAAACCAUUCCAGGAAUUCAACCAUCUCACUCCAGCCCAGCAGUACCACAGAAUCAAAAAGUGAAGAGAGCACCAACAAUCUGCAUAUUAGACCCCUAAUCCAUCUGUCGAUGCUGGAAGACUUUUAUCACUGCCAGUGGCGUGUUGUCCAGGCCCACUGGGAGCAGCUAGAAGAGAUGGAAAAUUUAUCUCGUAAAGAGGGGAUGCUUCUGUGCCAGCAACCUGAUAUGGCAUUUGGAGAGUAUGUCCACAAGCUGGGGGAGAUCAUGGAGAAAAAGGCACAGUGUAUCCACAGCAUGAUAGCUCAGCUGCAGCCACAUCUUAAAACCAGUCAUUCUAACCAACCACACAACCAAGGAAUGGAUAAUCAUGAUUAAAUUACUUGAAUGAAUUUAGUUCAGCCAAUGUCACACUGAAGAAAUGCCAGUUAAUGCACAAUCAUGCUGUUUAGGAGUGCACUAAAUACAGUAUGGAUCAAUGUCAGUAUGUUUAUUUAUUUAUUUUUAAUUAUAUAUAUAUUCACUGGGCAUUGGACAAAUAUCAUUUGAUGUUGCUGAUGAAGAUGAAGAGAUGUGUUACAUGAUGGUUCUGGGGGGUAUAUUUAUUGUUAUGUAAGUGUGUGCUUUCUGCAGAGUGAUGUGCUGUGUGGGGUGUUUUCCUCUCAGAUCCUCAGUGCAGAUGCGUAGCCAUAUAGUAUAUUAUGAAAUUCUGAGUAUCAGUUCAUACUCCUUUUGUUCUUUGAAUCACAAUUUGUUAAGUUCAUCACGAUCGAAACGUAUACUGUUGAAACUUGGAUAACCAUUGGUGUUGGGCUCAACGCCUUGAAUAUCCAUUAUUCUGUUAUUUAUUUACUUUAUUACAUUUAAUUUAAGUUAAUACAGCGGGGUUAUAUGUUUUUGCAAGCCCAGCCUCUGGAGUUUCUCCUAGGAUCAACCUGACCAUUUGUUCUCUUGAUCUUUCUACCUAGAUCUUGAGUUUUCUCCAUGAAAAUCUCAGCACAUGAUGAUUUUGAGACAAGAUCUUGAAUUGAACUUGAGGUGUUCGGUUUUCCUGUUUUACAUUUUUUAGUCUCCUGAUGAAACAUUGUGAUACUUGUAAUGCAAUGAAACUACUGAUAUAGUUUCAGUUUUCAUCUGAGUCAUGAAAACUACUUGGUAUUUGAAACACAGCUUUAAGGGUUUAACAAUGAAUGAAGCUGGCUUAACGAUUAGAUCAUGGUAUGUUGUAUUGCGACAUGUUUAUCUUAGACAAUGGGCGAUUUGAUUUUUAUUUUCUGACUGUGAUACUUGCUGUGCAGAUAUGUUGUUUUACCCACCCUGUUAGCCUAUUAAAAUGUACCAUCCCUUUUUUUGUAAAUGCAUUUGUUCCACAUAAAGCUAUGAGUAACAGACUGAAUCAAACAAGAAAAUGAGAACACUUUGAAUUUUAAAGGUUCACUUCACUUAGUAGGCUAUUACGUAAUCAAAGGAUACAAUCUGCUUCAAAAAAAGGAAAGAAAAAACUCUUCCGUAGCUUAGACAUUAAAUGAAAGAAUAACCCGUCAUAG
Scatophagus argus is the source of this 6945-nucleotide messenger RNA. RefSeq lists its product as uncharacterized. Lineage: Eukaryota; Metazoa; Chordata; Actinopteri; Scatophagidae. Gene Ontology annotation, molecular function: ATP binding; microtubule binding; microtubule motor activity. Bases 761 to 5776 code for a protein of 1671 amino acids. The record is from RefSeq and is a predicted model, not a curated record. Gene Ontology annotation, biological process: microtubule-based movement. The transcript has 16 exons.